This is a messenger RNA of Labrus mixtus (cuckoo wrasse), 1952 nucleotides long. Its product is annotated as macrophage mannose receptor 1-like. The record is from RefSeq and is a predicted model, not a curated record. NCBI's taxonomy places the organism in Eukaryota, Metazoa, Chordata, Actinopteri, Labriformes, Labridae. The transcript has a single exon. The coding region runs from base 1 to 570 and encodes 189 amino acids.
AUGCUUCAAACUGCUGCAGGUGGAAGCAUCUGGCAUGGAUGGAUCGGUCUCCACCGAGAUGCCGUCAAGCGCUCUGUCUGGAAGUGGUCAGGAGGUGGAGACAGCACAUACUUUAACUGGGCUCCUGACCAACCAGAUGACUUCAAGGGAAUUGAGAAAGUUGUAAUUCUUAAAUCUGAUGGAAAAUGGAACGAUAGGAGACCAUCACGUUUGCUGCCUUUUUACUGCUUCAGUUUAACCGCAGUGGAGGUGAAGAAGACCUGGGAGGGGGCUCUGGAGUACUGCAGAGAGACUCACACUGACCUCACCACCCUGCAGUCUGACACCGAGCAGCUCCUGACUCUGAGCGAGAUCCAGCACAAGCGCAUCACUGACAGGGUUUGGAUUGGCUUGCGUUUUCUUGGAGACCACUGGUUGUGGGUGAACGGUGACCCAAUGGUGUACGAGAACUGGCGCAAAGGAGAUCAGGAGCACCAGUGUCCUCUCAGGAAACGCUGCGGGGCUCUAACCAAAGAGGGACACUGGGAGAACUGGGACUGUGGGGAAGAACUCCACUUCAUCUGCUACUGAGAGAUUCAGCAUUUCAUAUUGGGUAAUACAGCUCUAACUGUAUGAUUUCUACAUCGAAUAGAAAUGUCUAGCAGAGAAAGAUGUUUUUUUUUCUUCUCUUAAAGAUUAUUGUGAAACUUAAUCUAAACUCAUUUUGCUGUUAUAAAGAAACAUUAUGAUGCUUUUAUAAUUCCUUUCUUAGAGGUUAGUUCCAUUCAGUCAUUCACGAGGUUGAAUGUCUGCGUCUGUCAUUUCUUAAGCACCAUACCUUCACUUGUUUUGUCAUUGUGUGCUAUACUCACUCUUUUAAGAUGUUAUUUAACAGGGGAGCCUUUGUAAUCCCGGUUUUGAGACUUGUAUGUUUGAAGUUUAAUUAAAUGUUUAAAGGAGCAGUCUGUAAGAUAUCUACUGAAUGAAAUGAUAAAGUGAGCUUACUAUAUGAUCAGACAUUAAGGAAACAUGUUGAAGUGCUGGCUUCUCUGACAACAAUGCAGCAGCCAGUAUGUCCUCCUUCUAACUUUAGAUUCUGCUCCUGAAUGCUCUGGAUUUGUUUGGACCAGAGAAGGUAGGUGGUUUUAAGACACCCCCCACCACACGGCCGUUUUGGACGCCCCUCGGUUUGCCAGAUAUGAGAGCAGUUAUCAGGUCAACAGGUGUUGCAGCGAUGGAAGCGGGCAAGAGAAGUGGUUCAGAUAGAAGUGAUUGUACCCGACCUAAAAAGCCUCUGCAUGUUUCUAAUAAGCUCCACGAGCAGAAACGUGCUCAAACUAGGAUCAAUAUUGGAGAUGUUUUUGAAAAAUGGAGAGAGGUUAGAACACAGAAAGGUUUACAGACCCAUGCAGAGCUGGAUAAACACUGAAGCUACAGAGUCCACCACAUGGUGACCUGUGUGAGCAUCGACUCUAGAGAGGAGGGGGGGGGGGGGGGAGACAGCUCUCUAUGAUGUUUAGAAUUUGGACUGCAGUACCCAUUUUAACCACUAGGGGUCAGAGUUACAUAUUGCUCCUUUAAAUAAAUAAUUUUUUUAACUAGACUUUUAGAAAUGUUCAUGAUGAGCAGACUUUAAGUUGUCUGAACUUUACUUAUCUCAUAUCCUGACUGUUAUUUAAAUAAUUUGUGUAUUUGAAAAUUAUUAUUGUGUGUUGUGUUUGUGCAUAUUAAUAUGAAAUACUACUGUGAUGACUUUGGAAUCCUUUUUAGAAUAAUACUAAUGACUAAAUAUUUUGGAAACCUAAACUUUGUGGUUGUGUUUGUAUCUCUAAUAAAUUCCCCGUCUCUGAUUAAAGAACGUCGCAGGAGAGUCUUUUGUCAACAGAGCUGUCAAUCAUAACAUUACAUCCGCUCUUUUCUGCAGCAAAUCAUUUCUUAAAACUUCACUUCUCAAAAAGCAGUAACACAAAUCA